ACUUUACACGGGGACGACGACUUCUAUCAGGGAAUAGUCGGAGACGACGGUGAGGAGAGCAUGAUCUUCACGUCUCCUAGAAUGAUCAACUGCGUGCACGAACAUGACACCGUCGCCUCCGACCCCACAUUCCGGGUCACCCCCCGCCUUCUCGGUUCCCUCCAGGUCAUGAUUCUGGCUUUCUUCGCCUUUGGCUCGACUUACACUAUCGGCAUGGCCAUCAUGAAGGCGAAAACCAGAAGAAGCUACGCCGCAGUUUUCAACAAGUUCCGUGAAAUGGGCCUGGUCUGUGAGGCAGUUAUCACAGACUGGGAGCAGACCGAGAGGGAUGGGUGGCGGGACGCCUACCCAGGCAUCAAGGUGCUCGGAUGCGUGUGGCACUACAUCAGAGUGAGUACUGCUUGA
This is a messenger RNA of Frankliniella occidentalis (western flower thrips), 405 nucleotides long. RefSeq lists its product as uncharacterized. The coding region runs from base 61 to 405 and encodes 114 amino acids. The record is from RefSeq and is a predicted model, not a curated record. The transcript is spliced from 2 exons. Lineage: Eukaryota; Metazoa; Arthropoda; Insecta; Thysanoptera; Thripidae.